AUGUCCGACGUCGAGCCGGGCAGCUUCCACCCGUUUGAGGUGUCGGCCACCCACAUCAUCUAUGUCGGCCUGGGUGUGUUUGUGGCCCUGUUUGGCAUGUUCAGUCUCUUUAUCAAGGAGAAGCUCUACCUCGGCGAGGCGCCCAUCGCCGCCAUCUUUGGCAUCAUCGUCGGCCCCGUCGCUCUCAACCUGUUUGACCCCAGCAACUGGGGCGGCCACAAGACGGACACGCCCGGCGGGCACAUCACCAACGAGAUCACCCUCGAGGUCAUGCGUGUCACCAUUGCCCUCUCCGUCUUUGCCGUCGGUGUCGAGCUGCCGAAAAAGUACCUGCUGCGCCACUGGCGCUCGAUUGCGCUUCUGCUGGGCCCCGUCAUGGUCUGGGGCUGGCUCGUCACGGCGGCCUUUAUGUAUGCGCUCGUGCCCGGGCUCGACUUUCUCAACUGCCUCGUCGUCGCCUCCUGCGUCACCCCCACCGACCCCAUCCUUGCCCAGGCCGUCGUCGGUGGGCCCUGGGCCGAGAAGCACGUGCCGGCGCAUCUGCGACACAUGCUCAUGUGCGAGUCCGGCUGCAACGACGGCGCCGCCUUUCCCUUUCUCUACCUCGCCCUCUUCCUGACGACGAAUCGCGACAACCACGGCAAGGCGAUUGCCGAGUGGUUCUACGACGCAUGGGCCUACCAGAUCAUCUUUGGCACACUCCUGGGCGCCCUGAUUGGCUGGGCUGCGCGCAAGCUCAUGCGCUUCUCGGAGCGCCACAAGCUCGUCGACCGCGAGUCCUUUGUGGCCCAGUACGUGAGCCUGGCCGUGGCGAGCAUGGGCGUCAAUGUGCUGCUGGGGAGCGACGAUCUGCUGGCUGCCUUUGCCUGUGGCACUGCCUUUGCCUGGGACGGGUGGUUCACCAAGCAGACGGAAGACUCCAACUUCAGUUCGAUCGUCGACUUGCUCUUCAACGUCGCCACUUUUAUUUACAUUGGCGCCCUCAUGCCCUUUCACGACUUUGUCGGCGGCAGCGACGCCGAGCGCAACACCCUCAGCCUCUGGCGCCUCUUUGUGCUCGCUAUAUGCGUCCUCCUCACCAAGCGCCUCCCCAUCGUCGUCGCCCUCUGGCGCUGGAUCCCCGACAUCAAGACGUUCCGCGAGGCCGUGUUUGCGGGCCACUUUGGGCCCAUUGGCGUUGGUGCUAUUUUCAUCGCCACGCUCGCACGCACCCUCCUGCCCGAGGAGGUCGCCAGCCCGCCCGAGACGACCAACGACUACCUGGCGCUGACGGUGCAGCCAAUCAUCUUUUUCUUUGUCCUCUGCUCCAUCAUCAUCCACGGCCUCACCAUUCCCUUUUUCGCAUUCAGCCGGCGCGCGACGACGAUGACGCGCACGUGGAGCCGGCAC
This is a messenger RNA of Acaromyces ingoldii, 1389 nucleotides long. RefSeq names its product Sodium/hydrogen exchanger. The annotation marks the transcript as partial. NCBI's taxonomy places the organism in Eukaryota, Fungi, Basidiomycota, Exobasidiomycetes, Exobasidiales, Cryptobasidiaceae. Gene Ontology annotation, biological process: intracellular potassium ion homeostasis; regulation of membrane potential; sodium ion export across plasma membrane. The record is from RefSeq and is a predicted model, not a curated record. Gene Ontology annotation, cellular component: plasma membrane. The transcript has a single exon. Gene Ontology annotation, molecular function: sodium:proton antiporter activity.